UCCUGUGUGCCAGGACGCCAUCAGGACAGGCAGCAGACAAACCUCCAACAUGAACGACAUCUACAAGGCAGCGGUUGAGCAGCUGACUGAUGAACAGAAAAAUGAGUUCAAGGCUGCCUUUGACAUCUUUGUCCAAGAUGCCGAGGACGGUUGCAUCAGCACCAAGGAGCUGGGGAAGGUGAUGAGGAUGCUGGGCCAGAACCCCACACCCGAAGAGCUGCAGGAGAUGAUUGAUGAGGUGGAUGAAGACGGGAGUGGAACAGUUGAUUUUGAUGAAUUUCUGGUCAUGAUGGUGAGGUGCAUGAAGGACGACAGCAAAGGGAAAUCAGAGGAGGAACUGGCGGAGCUGUUUCGCAUGUUUGACAAAAACGCAGACGGUUACAUUGACCUGGAGGAGCUGAAGACAAUGCUGGAGUCCACAGGAGAGGCGAUAACUGAGGAUGACAUCGAGGAGCUGAUGAAGGAUGGAGACAAGAACAAUGACGGCAAAAUUGACUAUGAUGAGUUCUUGGAGUUCAUGAAAGGAGUGGAAUAAACCAAAGCAAGAGAAGAUCCAGAGUGUAUUUUUGUAUUUCUCUGUGGAAAACUGGACUUGGAUUGAAACAAUGGAACGACUUUGCAAGAUUCAGUCAGACACUGUAGCUGAAUGUUGGCAUUUUCCUACCAACUCUUGCAUUGUUGUAAAUACAGUUUGUAACUACUUUAAAUGCCCAGUGUACAUUAAAUUUGUGUAAAUGUAUCCAAAUGACUUAUAUUUUCUAUAGCGGUCACAUA
Cheilinus undulatus (humphead wrasse) is the source of this 774-nucleotide messenger RNA. It is a transcript of the gene tnnc1a, whose product is annotated as troponin C type 1a (slow). NCBI's taxonomy places the organism in Eukaryota, Metazoa, Chordata, Actinopteri, Labriformes, Labridae. The transcript is spliced from 6 exons. Gene Ontology annotation, molecular function: calcium ion binding. The record is from RefSeq and is a predicted model, not a curated record. Gene Ontology annotation, cellular component: myosin II complex. The coding region runs from base 50 to 535 and encodes 161 amino acids.